Molecule: messenger RNA, 1696 nt
Organism: Dioscorea cayenensis subsp. rotundata (Guinea yam)
Lineage: Eukaryota; Viridiplantae; Streptophyta; Magnoliopsida; Dioscoreales; Dioscoreaceae
Product: adenine nucleotide transporter BT1, chloroplastic/mitochondrial-like
Exons: 4
Coding region: 250-1464 (404 amino acids)
Biological process (GO): transmembrane transport
Source: RefSeq, a predicted model, not a curated record
AUCUUGGCUGGCGUUUCUGGCUAGGUCUUAGCAAAGGCUCUGGCUUUCUUAAUUAGCAAAGGGACGCCAUUGGAAUCCGCCACCGUCCCUCCAUCUUCUCUCCUUCUUCUCUUCGUUUAGGGAGGUGAAGAGGAUUGAAGAGGAGAUUUGGGGCGGUGGAUUCUUCGUUUGCUUUCUCAAGCUUUGCGAAGGUCUUGAAUUCAACAUUGUGAGAACCUAUAUUGGACUCUAGUUUCAAACACUGAAGCAAUGACAGGGGGUAAUAUGCAAGCCCUUGAAAACACAAACAAUGGCUUUUUAUCCAUUUCAGGGUUGGGCUCCUUGUGGAAUCCCCAAGAUGCCUUUUAUCCUCCAGGGGGUUUGUUUGCUAGUGUUGGUCAAAUGGGAGUGGGUUUUGGUAUUUCACCGAAUUCUACUGGUCCUAGAGAAACUGGUGUCAAGGUUCCAUGUGUCGAUCUGUACACAAAAUAUGUAUCUACAGAGUUUGGAUUUCGUGUUGCUGGAGGCCCCCCAGAGCCAGUUAUGGAAGUUGCUGGUGUGAAGGAGGAAGCUGAUCUGCGGACCACCAGGGAGAAGGGCAGAUUCAAAAUCAAAAUAAAGAUUCAGAACCCUUCCUUCAGGCGACUUAUCAGUGGGGCAAUUGCUGGGGCAGUAUCAAGGACAGCAGUUGCUCCAUUGGAGACAAUCAGAACACAUCUGAUGGUGGGAAGCAAUGGGGGUUCUACCAUGGAAGUCUUUCAGAAUAUAAUGAAAACAGAAGGAUGGAAGGGAUUGUUUCGUGGUAAUCUUGUCAAUGUUAUCCGAGUUGCACCAAGCAAGGCUAUUGAGCUAUUCGCUUUUGACACAAUGAACAAGGUUUUAUCACCAAAGGAUGGUGAAUCACCCAAGCUACCCUUGCCUCCUUCACUAGUUGCUGGGGCAUUUGCCGGAGUCAGCUCCACUAUUUGUACUUACCCACUGGAAUUACUCAAGACACGACUAACUAUACAGAGAGAUGUCUAUGACAACCUCCUACAUGCCUUUCUUAAAAUUGUGAAGGACGAAGGUCCGGCAGAGCUCUAUAGAGGUCUGACUCCAAGUUUGAUUGGAGUUGUACCUUAUGCCGCUACUAAUUACUUCGCUUAUGAUUCACUGAAAAAGGCAUACAAGAAAGCAUUCAAAAGGAAAGAUAUCGACAGCAUUGCUACACUACUAAUCGGGUCAGCGGCUGGUGCUAUCUCAAGCAGUGCCACCUUCCCGCUUGAGGUUGCUCGCAAGCACAUGCAGGUCGGUGCGGUUGGCGGCAGGCAGGUCUACAAGAACAUGCUUCAUGCACUCUUGGGCAUUCUUGAGAAAGAGGGAAUUGGAGGACUUUAUAAAGGAUUGGGACCAAGCUGCAUGAAGCUGGUUCCAGCAGCUGGGAUUUCAUUCAUGUGUUAUGAGGCUUGCAAGAAGGUGCUAAUUGACAAAGAAGGGGAUGCUUGACUUAAUUGGGACGCUGUUAACUUUUAUUUGUAGAGAACUAUUUUGAGCGCGGACUAAUCUUUAGUUUUUUUAAUUAAAUUUCGGCUCUAUUGAUGUCUGAGUUUGAGCGGAUUAGGUUUUAUACCCGCUUUUUUUUUUUAAUCUUUCUUUUGUUGGAGUUCAUACUGUAGCCUGAUUGAACUUUUUAACGAGCUCAUUGGGAUUCAAUUGUUGCCAUUUUCAAAGAAUACUA